This is a messenger RNA of Cuscuta europaea, 499 nucleotides long. Lineage: Eukaryota; Viridiplantae; Streptophyta; Magnoliopsida; Solanales; Convolvulaceae. The record is from the annotation of a GenBank genome assembly.
CCCGGCUACCAAAAAGCCGAAAAAGGGGGAUGUCGCCGAGAAGGAGCCCUCGGUCAUUAUCGCUGAUGAGCCCCCCGCCUCCGGGGUGCAGGUGGAGAAGCUGCCGGUUGGAACGCCGGCGGGGGCAGAGGAGUCGCUGCCUGAGAUCCUCACAGUUGCGUUCCCGAGGGGUAUGUCUUUGGCCAGCGGCGCCGUCGACCCGGGGGCCAUCCUGAGGGGUAUGACCCCUGAGACGGAUAGGGCUGCCCUCGGGGCCUACAAUGAUGCGGCCCUCGAGGACCACAUUCUCCGCUCCUCCCUCUCUGCUUGCUUAGCCCUCGGCGAACAGGCUCGGAGGCUUCAAGAAUGGCGCCUCCACAGAGCGGAGCAAGACGCCAGAAUGAGGGAGUGCCUCCUCAAGAACCAGGAGGCGGUGAAGCUGGGGGCCCAGCUAGAAGAGGAGCUCCGGCAGAUGAGCUUGAAACUGGAGGCUGCAGAGAAAGGCAAGGCUGAUGCUGAG